This is a messenger RNA of Acromyrmex echinatior (Panamanian leafcutter ant), 2615 nucleotides long. RefSeq names its product cathepsin L (gene CtsL1). Gene Ontology annotation, biological process: proteolysis. Gene Ontology annotation, molecular function: cysteine-type peptidase activity. The record is from RefSeq and is a predicted model, not a curated record. Lineage: Eukaryota; Metazoa; Arthropoda; Insecta; Hymenoptera; Formicidae.
GAUUAUCAGAACACGUCAUUUUUCCAAAAACGUCCAAUAUAAAUGAUGACAACAUAUAUGGUCGGUUCAUUCGGUUGCAUCAUUCGGUUUAUCGCUGAAAAGAAACAAAACAUGGUAUAGACCCUCGUGACAAGCUUAAUCACGCGUGUUAUCAUUUCCGCUUUUGAAAGAGAGCCUGCUCGUCGCAGCAUCCCCUCACGAGGAUAAUUAUAAAUCUGGGUUACUCGAUAUCGUGGACACAUGACUGACAAGACUCGCAAUCGUGACGUCACAAUCGUCUUAUCUCACUCUGUGCAAGCUGUGCAAAACGAUACGAAAGAUCAUCGCGCUGGAAUUCAACGAACGAACGAACUCGAUAAACAGCGAAUGCGAUGCGUAGCUAAUAUACAUGUAUAUAUUAUGUAUGUGCAUACAACAUCGAAACGUCGUCAGACGACGCCAAUGGACUCCAUUGUCGUUGAAUCACGUGGCCUUUGGUGAUGGAAAGUAAUAUUAGGGAGAGGGAGGAAUACAAAAGAACGACGCUGUUAGUCGGAAACGAUUGUGAUUGUCGCAUUACGUCCGUGGUAGACUUAGCUAGCAAGGAAUAAAGAGAGCUCGUAAGUGUAAAUACGUGUGAUUUAAUUGAGGAAUAAACAUGAAGAGUGUGGUGGUCUUGUUGUUACUGGCAGUUUUUACCACGGGACAAGCUAUUUCCUUCAACAAGAUUUUGGAUGCAGAAUGGUUCAUUUUUAAGACACAUCAUAAAAAAAUCUAUAAAUCUUCGGUUGAGGAGGGAUAUAGAAUGAAAAUCUUCUUGGAUAACAAGCGUAAAAUUGCUGAACACAAUCGCAAAUAUGAGCUGAAUGAAGUUCCCUACAAAUUGGGAAUGAACAAAUACGGUGACAUGUUGCAUCAUGAAUUUGUCAAUACUUUGAAUGGUUUCAAUAAGUCAGAAAAGGCUCAAAAGCAAUUUAUGGGAGCAACAUUUAUCUCGCCAGCUAAUGUCGAAUUACCAAAAGAAGUUGAUUGGAGGAAACAUGGUGCUGUUACAGAAGUUAAGGAUCAAGGACAUUGUGGCUCUUGUUGGGCAUUCUCUACUACUGGCUCUUUAGAAGGACAGCAUUUCAGACAGACCGGUAUUUUAGUAUCACUUAGUGAGCAAAAUUUGAUUGAUUGUUCUGGUAACUAUGGUAACGAAGGAUGUAAUGGUGGUUUGAUGGAUAAUGCCUUUAAAUACGUCAGAGAUAACAAAGGUCUUGAUACCGAAAAGAGUUACCCAUAUGAAGCAGAGAAUGACAAGUGCAGAUACAAUCCGAGAAAUAGUGGCGCUAUUGAUACCGGUUUCGUAGAUAUUCCAAGAGGAAAUGAGCAUAAGUUAAAGGCUGCAGUUGCCACUAUAGGUCCGGUCUCGGUUGCUAUUGAUGCCUCUCAUGAAUCUUUUCAGCUUUAUAGUGAAGGAGUGUAUUUUGAUCCUGAGUGCGAUUCAGACAAUUUAGAUCAUGGUGUGUUGAUCGUCGGCUAUGGUACAGACUCAAAAACCGGUCAUGAUUAUUGGCUGGGGAAGAAAAGUUACAUCAAAAUGGCCAGAAAUAAGGACAAUCAUUGUGGUAUAGCAAGCAGUGCCAGCUAUCCUCUCGUUUAACUGCCGUUGAUAACUAACUUUUUAGUUGUAAUCUACUAAUUCAGACAUGACAGCUAUGAGAGGCCUAAUAAAGUUUUAUGAAUUUUAGAAUUUUUAUAUCGUUUCUGAUGUAUAUAUGAUUUCUUUAAAAUUUUAAUAUAAUUGAUAAAAUUGACAUCCUCCUACAGCCAGUUUUCCUGUUUUACCGCGCUAUGAUAGGAAUCAGGAGACACGGUAGUAUCUCGGCGCCAAGCCAAGCGCAACGACACUACCAUGAUUGUAAUGACAAAUUUUACAGUUUUCCCAACUUUCUUAGGUCUCUAUACAAAUUAGUUCUUUCGAAUAAAGAGCAAAGAAUAAAGACAAAUGGGAAGAUUGCGAAAAUUGCAAGCUUCGAAAAUGGUGGUUCAUUGUUUAUCGUUUUAACAUGUCUAUUACAUUCAGUAACAAUUAUGUGUUAUCUUAGGAUGUAUAUAUGAUUUCUUUAAAAUUUUAAUAUAAUUGAUAAAAUUGACAUCCUCCUACAGCCAGUUUUUCUGUUUUACUGCGCUAUGAGGAAUCAGGAGACACGAUAGUAUCUCGACACUAAGCCAAGCGCAAUGACACUACCGUGAUUGUAAUUACAAAUUUUACAGUUUUCUCAACUUAGAUCUCUAUACAAAUUAGUUCUUUCGAAUAAAUGAGCGAAGAAUAAAGACAAAUUCGAGAAAAUUGCGAAAAUUGCAAGCUUCGAAAAUAGUGGUUCAUUGUUUAUCGUUUUAACAUGUCUAUUACAUUUAGUGACAAUUAUGUGUUAUCUUAGGAUGUGUUAUCUUAGGAUGUUAUAUUUUAAUUUUUUAUUUUUUGUUCACACAUUUAGAAUGAUACUACUGCCCGGGAUAUUUUCUUAAUGUCUCAAAAUAAAAAUAUAUUAAUGAUAUAUUUUAUGUAAAUUUAACUUUAAUGAUAUACUUCAUGUAAAUUUAACUUUUUACACUAAAUCUACAAAACUAAUAAAUGAAGAUCUAAUUAA